Phaeoacremonium minimum UCRPA7 is the source of this 507-nucleotide messenger RNA. Its product is annotated as putative extracellular conserved serine-rich protein. The transcript has 3 exons. The coding region runs from base 1 to 507 and encodes 168 amino acids. The record is from RefSeq and is a predicted model, not a curated record. NCBI's taxonomy places the organism in Eukaryota, Fungi, Ascomycota, Sordariomycetes, Togniniales, Togniniaceae.
AUGAUGUACAAAACUGCUCUAGCUUUUGCCAGCUUUCUUGCAGCGGCAUCUGCUCUCCAGAUCACCGAACCGACCCUCAACGACAAACUCGACUUUUCCAAGACCAAUACUAUCAAGUGGAGCUCGGUAGACACAGAUCCCGACUCAUUCGAGAUUGUCCUGGUAGACCACUCGUCCUCGCCGCCAAGUCAGUUGACUAUCGCCGAUUCUGUUAAGACAUCGGAUAAUUCAUACUCGUUCUCAAACUUCGUGGCUCCUGUGGGUACAAAGUACCAAAUCAACUUUCUCGGAAACGAAAAGACGAAUUCCGGCAUUGUAGCACAAUCCCAAGAGUUUGCGGUCACAAAAUCAGGGGUUGCUCCUACUACCACCACAUCGUCUGGGCCUACCGCAACGAACUCACAGGCUGCUGCAAGCACAACAUCCGGAACCAAUGCGGCGGUCGCCAAUGGUCCCACCUUCGGUGUAGCUGGUGGAAUCAUCGGUGCGCUUUUGAUGCUGAUCUAA